AUGGCCAAAGUGGCCAUCUGGAACAUCAGGGAGAGGAGGUUGACUGAAAGGCUGCUCUGCGACUGUGGGACCUAUUUCCGAUCCUCUCUCCGCUCAUGCCAGGGACGCUCCAGGACCGAGGAGCCACGCGAGGCCACUGCGACCCACAGUCGCCGGCAAGCAGCAGAGACAGAAGACACUCCGGCUGUGAAUGCCCAGACCGACGGAAGUGUCCGGCUAGGGCCGUUCUCCCGCGGGCGGCCCCGGGCUAUGCGCCUGGCGGCUGCGAGCGGCGCCGUCACGUAUGCGGGCGCGGGCUCCCAGCACUCUCCGGGCGGGCCGCGGGCAGGAGGGAGCCGAAGAUGGAGCUUCCCCGGCGGCCGGUGUGGAGGGUUUGGCCCAUUUGGAGAACAUGCUGUUAACGCCAGCUGGAUUGCAGUUCAGGAGCUGGAGAAGCUGGGCUUGGGAGAUGGUGUGGAUCUGUAUGUAUAUGAAAUCCCAGUUGAAUACCAAACAGUACAAAGACUAAUUCCCGCAUUGUGGAAAAAACACAGUCCACAAUUGGUGGUUCAUGUGGGUGUAUCAGGUAUGGCUACAACCGUAACCUUGGAAAAAUGUGGGCAUAACGUAGGAUACAAAGGCUUGGACAACUGCCGUUUCUGUCCAGGCUCUCAGUGUUGUGUAGAAGGUGGCCCAGAAUGCAUCGAUUCGAUUAUUGACAUGGAUGCAGUUUGCAGGAGAGUCUCAACGCUGGGACUUGAUGUCACGGUUACUAUAUCCAAGGAUGCUGGCAGAUAUCUCUGUGAUUUCACUUACUAUACUUCCUUAUACCAGAGCCAUGGCAGGUCUGCGUUUGUUCAUGUGCCUCCACUGGGAAAACCAUAUACUGCAGAGCAGCUGGGCCGGGCACUACAGGCUAUCAUAGAAGAAAUGCUUGAUGUUUUGGAGCAUUCUGAAGGCAAAAUCAAUUGUCGCCAUGAACACUGAAGUUGAGCAAAACUCCUACCACUGUUGCACUUCCAAAAUACUCCCCACUACUAAGUACUGGGGAAGCAGCCUGUCUGAAAUGCACAGAAAGAGAAUCGGAGACUUCAGAAUGAAAGUUAAUUCUACUUUCAGCAAUUCUGUGACAUUCUUCCCUUCCUGUGUGAAUUUCAUCUGAAACAAGAAAGGAUUUCAAGUCUUUCUUUUAAACCACCUGCAACUACUUAUUUCCUGAAGUGGCUGAAAAAUGUGUGCUGUUUUCUCUACAGAGGAUAUCUGUAAAUCAAGUGACAGCUAUUGAGCAGUCUAAUACAGUGCAGAUGGAAAGGUUUACACCUGGAAUCAGAGUUUUUGUGUGCAGGGAAUUGAUAAUACCAUCUUCUGAUUAAAGUCCUUAGUUUAAAAGAUUUGCUGAUUUAAAAAAAAAAAGUUUUAAUGUAAAAUUAUAGCUAUAAGCAGUUGGCAUAGAAGACUGAGCUUAUUUGGGCUUUAAACAGUUCUUGUUUGGGAUGGGAAGUCAUUUCUAAUUGUUUUAGAGGGGCACUGAAUCUUUUUUGCCAGUCCUAAAAUACCAGUGCAUUAGUGUGGACUUCUGUUAAGACUUUAAUAGUGCUGCAAACAGAAGGGGUACAUGGUUUUGAUUUCUCAUGUUGGGGAGUACUUGAGGUACAAAGAGGAGAUGGCUUUUUGUCUGUAGGAGACACCCAGCCUGCACCAAAUAUUUCUGAAAAAUGAUUUUAUUGUGCUCUUAAUACCACCUUCCUUGCUCAGAUUAACCAUAUACCUCCUUUACAAAACACAUGGUUUCAUAUGUGUAUAAAAUAAAACUCACAGCGGUUUGAAAAGCUUUGCUAGUGACCACUGUUUCCACAGGGGUCUCUUUUUCCCAGAACCUCAAUGCUAGAGCUUACCCUGCCCCCGUACCUUAAAAAGAACUCGGCACUCUUCUUUUUUUAUUGUCAAUCUUUGUUCUGUUUAGGGAUUGGAGGAAGAGUAACAUCUAAGGACUUGUCCGCACAGUGCAGCAAAGUGCUCUAGCGGCUUGUGCUCCAGCUGUCCCAUGAAGACCCUGCUGGUAUGCACUAACAGGUUCCUAGUGUGCGUUGACGGAAUCCUGCUUCAACACUGAACUCAUGCAUAGCAUGUUACUGUGCUUUACAAGUCACACCCUCUAGAGUGCUUUAGCGUGCCAUGUAGACAAGCCCUAAAUUAAAUAUUCAGUUACGCUGUCUCGGUUUAUUAUAGACCUAAAUAUGCCAAAAUGUGAAUGAAAGGCAACCUCGCCCCACAGCUAGCAGGCACUCAGCCUGACCCAAUGCAGACUGAGAGUUGCAAUGAUCUUGUUUACUCUGUGCUGAGCUCUGUAUUUGUGCUUCUCCUAGGGCGCUCCUGGGGCACCGGGAAGGAAUGACAAGAAGGUACCACGGCUUCCAUUAUUAUCUGUGGGGCGCCACUGGGUUGAAAAUCAGGACGCAGGAUUCUCUGCUGGGGUCACUCGCCCCAGUAGUAGCAAACAUGCACUUUUCUGACUGGUCCAUUCUAGUCUCAAAACCAAUUUUAGGGGGCAUGACGCAUCAGGGGCAAGUACAUGCCCCCAUUCUAGCUGCAGCCUCCUCUUGGGCAGCAAAACUUUUCACACUAGCGGUGUUGUGGGCCUGGUCCCAUUCUAGAAGUUUUUAAGAAAGCGCUUCUCACCAUGUAUAAACUGAGACUUGUAUUUUAAAAUUUCACUCAAAGGGGGCAUUUCUGGGUGGCCUCCACGGGCCCUCUGUUUGGUGAGAUGAUCUCAUUCGUAACGUUGAGACUAGGUCUGCUUGCUCUGCAGCCUUUCCAAAGCAGCACUUGGAAAGAUGGGUCUAGUGUUCUAGCCAAGAUUCAAAAAGGUCUUUGAACUAGUAGCAUGUGACCUUGACUGUAAAUUAUGUCGUAAGUGAAAGGUACAUAAUUCCACAACAAAAGUAACAGUGAAAUUGGUGCUAGCUAGCUUGUCUUUUUAGGGAGCCAUUUAAAUAAGAACUUAUAUGACUAGUUCUAAUACUUUUACUAAAAUGAUAUUAAACUACGUUUUGAAACCUGUUAGAAAUAUCUGUAGCUGUUUUAAGCUCUCUAAUUAUGAGUGAUUCUACUAUAGUAUCUCUCAAUGAUAGCUGCCACUUUACUGCUACUUCCCACCAGGAAGUCCAGUGACAAAGAAAAUACCACUUAACAUUUGAAUGCAUGAGGGAGGUUGGAGACUUCUGCAGUUUUGUUAAGGCAACUCUUUUGCUUGGGAAGCUAGUGCACAGAGAUGUUCAGAUAUACUUUUGGGUUACUUAAGAUUGGUUUUCUGUGGAAAUAUCGCCAUGUUUUCUUCACAGCUUUUCUGAUUGAUAGAACUUGCUUUAAAAGUCACCGUACAGUCUCUCCUGUGCAUUCAAUGCGGAGUAGCACUUUUGUCAGGCUUUCAUCAGGCAGGUCAGAUCACAAUUUCCUGUUUAGUAAUUUAUUAUAUUUAAUAUUUUGUUUAAAUAUUGAUGAUUUUACUCAUUUUUGUGAAUAGUGGAGGUAAUAAUCUUGUAGCUUUCCCUUUAAUUGGUAAGCAGUUCUGAUCAUCAAAAUGCAUCUUAACUGCUGAACCUCUUCAAAAAAGAGAAAUAUAUAUUCCAUUAAAUACAGUAGCUGACUUUUACAUAAUUUCUGAAACCAUUUAAAUUCCACUUUAAAAAGAUUCCUGGCUAUGAAGAAAAUGGAAGCAGAGCUCCACAGCUGAGUGAGAUAGAAUGACUAUAGAGUCGAAACUCCCAUCGGAUAGUCUCAAAGGGCUGCAGAUCAACAACCAUGUGUUCCUUGUAGGGUAUGUCCUCAAAGUCACAGGUGAGGCUGCCCCUACACAGAGAAGCUAAAGUUCAACUUGUCUGCAGAACUUUUAUUAGUUCAUCUUGUGUGGGCCAUCUGUCUGCUGAACAUUCCUCCUAAUUCAGUAAGGGAAGUCCUAGCAGCUCUGAUCCUCUGGAUAGUAGGCCAGUUUUACAUCUCAUUUUGGUCAGUGUUUCCAGUUCUAAGUUGGACACUGUCAACAUCUUCCUGUUGAAUGUUCAAUUGUAACUUUGAGUGCAGAUAGUCCUUAAGGAGUUACAGAUGGUCAGCCUCAGAGCCCCAUGCUCAGUGGAAUCCACUCAAGUUUAAGAAUGGAUUAUACUGUAUAGAACUGUAGAAAUAGGUGUACAGUUUUGUGAACAGAGAAAGUAGGAGGGAAGCUUCUUCUAGCAGAUAAAACUGCAUUCAGGAUUAGUCUGCUCAGUCAGUGGAGUCUCCCCAGCCAGGCACCCUUUCAGAAGUGCAUUUUGAGUCCCUUUCCACAAUCCUCCUUUGAGGGAAAAAACUUCACUGAUUUUCUGAGAGUGGGAGCAUGGGAUGUGAGCUCUGAGUGUCAGUGUCAAAGUUCUUUUUUCUACUAAUACGCUUGAUUUUGUUGUGAGCAGUGUUUUUAAUCGUUUGCAUUUCCUCAGUCUGCUUUUAUAAAGCUUCAUGGGAUUGGUUUUAUUUGCUAGAAAAUAUAAUUUAUUUUUUCUUUUGUUUUGAGAAUAAGUAGUUGGAGAUCACCUCUUUAAAGAGCUGGUGUCUUGUUUUAUUAGUGAACUUUUGUAUAGUGAUUUUUUUUUAAUUGUGACAUUAAACUAAUUUUAUUUAAAUCUGAGCUAAAUUAAAUACUUUUGUUGGUUUUUUUGCUGAUUUUUUUUUUAAUUUAAAUUCAUUAACUCGUGUUCUCUAAUAUAGACCUAUUUUGUUUGGAAUUACACCAUAAAAAUGGUCAAAAACUUCAGUUACUAUCUUGUGUAAUGUUUGCUGCCUGCUUCAUCCUCUGUUCAUUAAUAAAUAGAACUUUGCCUGGGAGACCCAUUGCCAGCUACAGAAUUUUUCAAACUAGCAAGUAAAUGUGGAAACCCAAAAAAUGAGUUAGUUAAAAUUCUGAUACCUAUAACUAGUAGGUAAAGUAAAGUAUGUGAAAUUCUAGUAACAGUCAUUGCAGCACUGUCUGUAUUAGGGUGACCAGACAGCAAAUGUGAAAAAUCAGGUCGGGGGUGGGGGUUAAUAGGAGCCUAUUUAAGAGAGAGACCCAAACAUUGGGACUGUCCCUAUAAAAUCAGGACAUCUGGUCACCCUAGUCUAUAUUAACACUUUGCUGAGAAACUGGAUAAGAGAGCUUGGUGGAUUUUGUGUUAAUGAGAGAUCAGGUUUGCAGAAUGGGGGAGAGAACUAGGGAGGUUUUGUUGUGUUGGUCAAGGUGUCUUUAUGUACUCACAGCUUGUGGGAGGUAAGGAGUUGGUGACACUUAUGGAUGAGACUCAGUUGUUUCAGUUAAUAAAAACUGUGGAGGAUUUUUGAGAAACUCCAGAUGCACUCAGACUCAUUCAGGGAUUGGUGACCCUAGUGGCAGGAGAAAUUAAGCUUAAAUAAAAACAUGGUAAUAUCCGUUAUAAAUCAGGGAAGAGAAGUACUGACUGACUCUGAACUUGAAGGCUUCUCUGAAAAUAAGGAUUUGGGAGCCAUGGUGGGUGUACUAAUGAAGACAGAUGCCCAAGGCUCAGCAGCCAUUUGUGCUUGAGUGCAUUUGAAAAAAGGAGAGUGAAAUAUGGGGGUGGGGAGGAAUAUAUCCAUGGUUCACAUUUAUGUGGAGUAUUGGCCAGCAUUGGCUGCCUCCUUUGGAAAGACUGAAAAAGACUGAAAGAGGUAUUGAGCAGGGUUGUGACGUGAGACUGCAAAGACUAGAAUUAUUUAGCCUGGAAAGAACAAUUUUACAAGGAGGGGACUUGGUUGAGGGUAUUCAAAAUUACAAGACAUAGUGAAAUUAAAAGGAGUACAUUUAGAAUGAAAAAAAUUACCACUUUAUGCAGCUCAGUGUUUGCAAUUCAUUGCUGCUGGUAGGCCUGGCUCUGUGGCCAGUAUCACUGGUACCAUGUAAACUAAGAAUCCUAACCUUUAAACUGACUGCUUGCCGGCGUCGAGAAGGGAUUUGUCCCCAUGCAGCCUUGCAUGACAGUGUGUGGAGGAUUGUCACUCUUCCUCUGAAGCAUUGGUAUUGGCUGCUGCCAGGGUCUGAUAUAUGACAACUUCUCUGUAUCUACUUAGGAUUUGGUCUGUAAGUGCUUGGCUUAUAAUAAGUCAAGUAGGGCUAUAAAUUGUCCCAAAUGUAGCAUUUAGACUUCAGUGAUGUGUGUUUUGUUUUUUUUUGUCUGCCCCAUCUUCCACACAGUGUUACCUCUUUGUGCCUCACCCAGCUGGCAAACAGUACCCUGGACACUGUCACACAGUGAAUCCAUGGUACAGCUGGGAUAAGAACCCAGAGCUUCCAGGCCUGGCUUCCAGCUGAUAGCACAGCCUCCCAGUAUUUUUUUGAAUGAAAAGUUUAAAAAAAAAAAAAAAAAAAAAAAAAAAUUGUAAUCUCCUAAAUGUGACAAAACACCAAUAAUCCUCAUACUGUCUGAAUGUGUAAUUAAGUGAAACGUUACAUACAAGCAUAUAUAUGAACUAUAUAGAAGAAUCACAGUGCAAAGGCCUGGCUGGACCCCAGGUGGGGAAAGGUCUUGUGGGAAAGAGCGAUUAAUUUGGCAGGUGAAAGCCUUGUUUAAAAGAGGAACCAUUACAUGAAAUAAACCCCCCACCUGAUUGUAUUCUGUCACCGCCCGCCCAAUGGUGGCCUGUGAAUUGGUUUUAAAUUGUAGCGUAAGUGUUUUUAAUCUUUCUAACCAUGCAUUUUUGUGAUACAGCAUUGAGCUCCCUUAAGAGUUAGUUGUAGUGUUAAAAACCAACUGUCUGGGGGUAACAUAAGAGAGAGUAACAGGCAGGUUUGUGUAUAUUCAUAUAUGGAGUUCGGUUUUAGGAAUCAUUCUGCAACAAGGAUGUUGUAGCUGAAUUCACAAUAGCUCUAAAUCCAUUUGUGUUUCUCGAAUGGGCUUCCAUAGAGCAGCUUCCCUCCAAGCGCCUUUGACCGUUUCACUUCUGGUUCAUAGAAAGCUGGUUUACAGCAAAAUCCGGGGGGGCGGGAAGCAAUUUGGUAGGGCUUCAAUCAAUUUAGCUUAUUCUAGGUUAUGUUCUAUUUUCAAAACUUUUAUGCAAGCUUUUCAAUAAAUGCCCCAAUUGCUCAUUUUUAUAUAUUGUAGAGUGUGUUGCAUUGCAUGUACCAGAAAUCCUACCUAGUAUUUUGCAGUGAAGAAAUGUCCUUUUUCCUUUAAAAACUAGUAUUUGCAGCUUGACAUAAUAAAUGUCUUGGUGUAAAAAUAAACAGCAGUUUCACUGAAUCUCCACAGCAGAAACAAAGCUAUAUUCAAAAAAAUUAAACCCACAAGAUACUCUUGGGCUGUAUUGUUAAUUCCUCACCCUAUUGAAACGUGGAAACAACUUCUAUUUAAAGAAAUAUUUUAAAACAAAAUGAAAUGCAAAGUGUCUUGCUGUAGACAAGAAUUAAAUAUGGGAAAUGAAACUAUAGCCUGCCCUGAAGUUGAACCCUGGGCUGUUUAAAUACAGGCUCAGGUCUUGUAUUGCACCAGCUUAUUGAAAUGCCUGGUUUAACUUGGAUUAAACAGAGAGUGCCUUUCCUUGGGCUUUGCUCCCUGGGAACACAGCCUGUUGGUGCGUGGGGAUAGAUGAGCCAUUUGCAAAGGGGUGCGGAAGGAAGAGGCAAGAUUGGACUCCUGUAGCUGGGAGAAAACAGGGACCACUUGUCAGUGUCCCCUUUAUCUGAGGGCAUGUUCUAUAGAAGCUCUGCAUUGACCUGAGCUCCUAAGACCUUCCCAGAACACAUCCAGGCCUAGUAAGGGAGAGCAGAGUAUGUGCUACUAAGUGCACUUGCGUGCGCACACACAACAUUCUUAACUGUUCACUGGGCUUCAGCAGGCUGACUGAAUUAUUGGCCAGAUUUCUUCAGAUCGUGUUCUCUUGUCCAGACAUCUCUUGUUUAUGCAUUUGCAGCAUCACUCAGCCUUUCAGGAUGGGCACUUUUGAACUUCUUCUGUUAAUUGUGAUCAGAUAAACAUUCUCCUCUUCCCCCCGCGCCCCCAAGUCUCUCAGGGGUGCUUAUCAGGACUAUUGUUGCUACAGUUAUACGUUUGUUGGGGCUUCUGUUUUUCUCAGUAGUUUCUUGCAGUGCCUUGUAAAACCAAACAAUCCAGUGUGUCACAAAAGGGCUGUGUUGUAAUGACCAAACAGUAACAUACUUUCAGCUUGCGUUGCUAGACUGAACUCUGUAACUGGAAAUUUAAAACUGAUAUUUCAAAAGUCAAUAAAGUGAGUUAAUUCUUU
Molecule: messenger RNA, 8241 nt
Organism: Chelonoidis abingdonii (Abingdon island giant tortoise)
Lineage: Eukaryota; Metazoa; Chordata; Testudines; Testudinidae
Source: RefSeq, a predicted model, not a curated record